Molecule: messenger RNA, 4420 nt
Organism: Anopheles gambiae (African malaria mosquito)
Lineage: Eukaryota; Metazoa; Arthropoda; Insecta; Diptera; Culicidae
Gene: foxo
Product: forkhead box protein O
Exons: 11
Coding region: 860-2614 (584 amino acids)
Biological process (GO): regulation of transcription by RNA polymerase II
Cellular component (GO): nucleus
Molecular function (GO): DNA-binding transcription factor activity, RNA polymerase II-specific; RNA polymerase II cis-regulatory region sequence-specific DNA binding
Source: RefSeq, a predicted model, not a curated record
CCCAUCGCGACUCCUUCCCGUCUGGUCUGGUCAGUCUGGUUUCUAGCGCCGCGUCCUGCACAACCGCACGUCCGCGGUCGACUUAUCAACUGAGUGGUAAAUGUGUAUAUUUAGAGCGUUUUUUUCUUCUUCCCGCCGUUCUUGCUCUCAAUAUACCCCCGUCCCGUGCGGUUGUGUGCACGCGCUUGCAGGAGAGAAGAAAUGAGCCGGGCUGCUGUGAUAGCGCGUGAAGGUUUUACUGUGUGUGUGUGAGUGUUGGCCUUCCAUUUUCGGUCACUAGCUGCUAGUGUAGAGUAGUGUAUUAGUACGCACUUUUACUGCGUUAUCACCCGUCGCAUCUUGCCCGAUAUGACAACACAGCCGCGGUCUGGUGCGCCGUUCCACCCACAUUGAUAACACGUAACUCUUCAGUUCCGCUCCGGUAGCUUAGUGAUAGAGGGAUAGAGACUAACCUUCAAAGUGCGUGCAAGUGUGUGUGUGUGUAUGUGUUGUGUGUGUACCUGUACCUGGAAGUGCGGUGAGUGAGUGUGUGCGAGUGUGUGUACAGUGUAACCACAACACAGUGUAGUGGAAUGGUAAUGUCCCUGCCGUGCGAUGACAGCGCGUGAACAACGAGUUUAAAGUGAACGUUUAUUGCGAAACAAAAAGCUGCCGAAAAUCAUCAUUUGCCGUUCCGUUGUUGCCCCACGGGCCUCCGUGAACAGAGAAGAGAACCCCCCAAAGCCUACUCAGUGCAUAAUUGUUCGCUCAGCCUCCACGAGAGCAGCGCUGCUUAACCGUUUCCAGAACAUCCAGAAGGGGUAAAAAGCACACCAAACCGCUUCGGGCCGACAGGGCAGGGCGUGUAGAAAGCACGGGCAUGGAUCCGUACGGCUGGCCGGCUUCACCGUUGCGUGCUGGCGGUGGCGGCGGUGGUGGUGGAGGAGGUGGAGGUCCCAGCGGCAUGUACGACAACAUUUCCAACGACGGCAUACCGAUGGACGCGCUGGCCGAGCUGCAGGACACGGGAUUCGAGCCGCAGACGCGGGCCCGCUCCAACACCUGGCCCCUGCCGCGGCCGGAGAACUUUGUCGAACCGGAAACGGAACCGGACAGCAACAAGUGCAGCAAUCAGCAGCUGGCCAACACCGGCUCCAGCAAUACGCAGCUGCAGGCGGCCGCAUCAUCGUCCUCGGCCAAGAAGAACUCCUCGCGACGCAACGCCUGGGGCAAUCUAUCGUACGCCGACCUCAUCACACAAGCCAUCAGCUCGGCCAGCGACAGCCGCCUAACGCUCAGCCAGAUCUACGAGUGGAUGGUGCAGAACGUGCCGUACUUCAAGGAUAAGGGCGACUCGAACAGCAGCGCUGGCUGGAAGAACUCGAUCCGGCACAAUUUAUCGCUGCACAAUCGCUUCAUGCGGGUACAGAACGAGGGUACGGGCAAGUCGUCCUGGUGGAUGCUGAACCCGGACGCAAAGCCGGGCAAGUCGGUGCGCCGGCGAGCCGCCUCGAUGGAAACGUCCAAGUACGAGAAGCGCCGGGGCCGGGCGAAAAAGCGCGUCGAAGCGAUCCGGCAGCAGGCUGCCCUCGGUCUGGCCACCAACCCACUGAACGAUGCCACCCCUUCACCGAGCAGUAGCGUUAGUGAAGGAUUAGAUCUGUUCCCGGAGAGUCCACUGCAUAGCGGUAACUUUCAGCUGUCGCCCGACUUCCGGCAGCGCGCCUCCUCGAACGCGAGCUCGUGCGGUAGGUUAAGCCCGAUCCAGUCGAUCGUGGGCGUCGAGAACACGUGGAACUAUACGGCGGCGGACGUGGCCGACCUGGUCGACAGUGCCGAGCAGGCGCAGGGCGACGUGCUCGAGCUGGACAUCGGUACGCUCGAUCAGCUGGCCGGCUCGCUGGCGGACGAGCUGACGCUGCAGCAGAACGAUUACUUCAAAGGAUUUACGCAGUCGACGGCGAUGCACAAUCAGCCACCGCCGCCACCGUACCAGCCGCCCCAGCCCUACUCGCUGAUGGCCUCGGUCGCCCCGUCCUACGGUCUCCCGCAGCAACAGAAUCAGUGCCCGAUUCAUCGCAUACAACAUUGUACCUGCAUGCUACAGAAUAAUGCUCGUGAGAGCAUCUCACCGGCGUCCGGCACCGGCAUGUCGCCCUCAUAUCCGCACAGCGAACCGUCACCUGACUACGCCAUGCUAAUUGGAUCUCGCGUAAUACAAAGAACGCCCUCGUCUAGUCCUCCGCUAACGCCAAAUACGAUCUGCGGAUUGAUAGCGCCACCGCCGCAGCAGCAGCAGCAGCAAGAUCCAACACCGCAGACGCUAAUGGGUCAAGUGAUGGAAGCUUUAAACAGCCAAACAAACAUCGACGACAUCAACAUCAACGUGGAAGCGUUUCCGUGUGUGGAUGAGGUGCUAAAGCACGAGCUCAGCUUGGAGGGAUCGCUCGAUUUCUCCAACCUGCCGCUGUCGAUCCACAACAGCUACGCGGCCCCGAACAAUUCCAACUCGUCCGACUCGUCGUCCGGGAUCAGUGCGAUGACCGCACCGUCCCCGAACCAGCAGGCGGCCGCACACAACCACGGCCAGUACGCGGCCCGCACGAGCGUCACGCCACCGUCCUGGGUGCACUAGGGAGUGUGUGAUGGAGUGCGCGGUGCAUGGAGCCGGUACCGAUGGCGCGAUGGCGCGCAUCGGUCCAGUGAAUUGAACGCUUUUCCGAGAGCGGACCCAGUGCCCAAGUGCUGUGAGAAUGCAACCCCUUGAAAGAGAAGCCCAGCUUGCCGAUUGGGGGAGGAGAAAAUAAAAACAAAACACCGACGACCGAAACGACUCACGUGGGGAAGCGCUGAACAACACCAUCGCACUGGUGAUCGUACGUGAUCGUACCGGAAACGGGGAGAACGAAUGGAGGAAAAAGGCUCUGCAAAAUGAGAAAUUAAACAGACAAGCCAAGCUUUUUGUUUUUAAUGUACAUAUAGUGUAUGCGAGAGCGUAAGUGUGUGUGAGAGAGAGAGAGCGAGAGAAUGAAUGGAGUCUCUUGUGUGAAUGACAGCGAAGGCUAGUAAACAAGAUAUAGUGACAGGUAGAGUUGAUUAGUAGUAGGAGCGAUAGUAGGCGCGAUAGUACGAGCGAUAGUAGUAGAGUAGCGUUAGUUGCAAUAGUUUUUACCUUAGUACCUACACGCAGCUAUCCUUAUGUCGAGCUCUAAGCUGUGUAGCGUAAGGAGCAGCUUAGUACAUUGUUUUAAGAUGCGCAACAACAACAAAAGUCACACGCACACACAUAGUAAGCGAGAGAAGGAGUUGUUUUUUUUGUUUCGUUCGUUCUUUAACUAUAGUAGGGGCUAAGAUUUACGGAUUUAUUUGUGUUUUUUCCCUCUCUCUCCCUACUCCUGGUAGUGACAUCUCAUCAAAGCAUUGUUAAAUUGUUUGUUGAAUUUUUAUUUGAUUUUUUGUACGAAACGAAUUGUUUAACCGUUUAAUAACUAACAACAUUGCAAAGGUGUGCAACAAUAAACUCGCUGCACCGGGAAAAGGGUGACAAACACUGGUUUAGUUAAGUCAGCCUUUCCCCAUUCCCUUAAGCCGCCCCUCCCCACUCAUAAUACUUCCGCGCUGUGUGAAAACUCAACUGAAAGUUGUUUAUUGGUCUUCCUUUUACGACCGUUUUUUGUUAUGACUAAACACUAAAAACCUGAUCUUAUCUUGUUAUAAUAGUACUGUUUAAUUAUUUUUUUUCGUGCGUUUCGUUUAUUAUUAUUUUUUUUUGGGGCGGGGAUAAUAGAAUCGUUCUUUUGAAGGCGACCGCCCGAUAGUGUACAGAAUAAGCUUUUGCGAAGUAUGAAACCCAUAAACAUACGUAUAUAAUAAUCAAAUGUAGCUUAUCGAGUUAGCAAUUAGGAGAAGAAACUGUACAUACGUGACGACAAUAUAGGUUGUUAAGCUAAGCUAUAUAUAUAUAAUCCGGUUGCUCUGGUUUUGGUACAACGAUCUGUUUCGCCGACAAGCCCUUCCCAGCAAGCCGCCCGCCCCCGUAUUGGUCGUUUUUCAAGCGAUGGCUGCACAAGCUUCUUCUCGCUACUUAACACGCUACUACCACAAACGCUUGGUUGUUUGGUGAGAUAUCAUUUUUGUGGCAAGCGACCGUGUUGGUUGUUUGUCUCUCAUUUGAUAACUUAAAAAAAGACACCAAAUCAGCAUAGAAAUUUCCAUUGCAAAGGAAAACUUCUCCAUUUUCAUCUCGAUCACUAAACGAGUGCAGCCGUAGCCCCAGUUGAAAGCUGACGAUACGAUGGCGAGCGGGUCGUGUGUAUGUGUGUGAGCGUGCAGCGAGUGCAGCGAGAAUCAUAGCUAAAACGGUACACAUUAAUCGGUGUAGAACUUCUAAUUCAAUAAAUUGCCAGUUCCAUUAGGGAAAACAAAACAGAAAACAACAAAA